Molecule: messenger RNA, 926 nt
Organism: Racocetra persica
Lineage: Eukaryota; Fungi; Glomeromycota; Glomeromycetes; Diversisporales; Gigasporaceae
Source: the annotation of a GenBank genome assembly
UUGAAGUUUGUAAAGGAGGAGUAGUGUCCGAAUUGAGAAAAAUAACCGAUCACGUAUUAAGUAAAGCGGAAGCCAACAGAACUUUAGCUUCGUAUUAUGUAGAUCACAAAGACGAGUAUAUGUAUCUAAGAUGUUAUAACGGGAUUGUGGUAAACGGAAGUGAUUUUUUUAAAAAUCACGCAUUAGAAUGGGAAAGAAGUUUGAAAAAAUGUAGAAAGAGUGAUAAUCUUUCUAUGUCUGAAAGUAUUAAGUUGCUGGCUAAUAUUAUUUUUCAAAGAGAUGUUUUAGGAGAAAAUAGUCCCAUUGUUGAUUUUUUACAGCUCAGGGCUUUUGUAGAAAAAAAAAGCGAACUAUUAACUCCAUUCUUUGACGAAAUUGAAGCAGCAGUCGGUAUGGAAAAUAAGAAUGAAGACAAAAGACAAGAACUCAAUCGAUCUCUAGCAUAUCAAUGUUAUUUAAUGUGCUGGAAUCGAAAUAAACCUAUACCACUUUGGAAUCUAAAAGAUGAAAAAUUGAAAAGUAAAGAGUUUAUGUGGGUGGAUGGUGUGGUUGUGCUGAUGAAUUUGCUUUAUGAUAGAAAAAAGAAGCAAAAUCUGCCAUCUUUGUAUAGUUUUCAAGAAUUACGAAAGGAAAUGGAAGACAAGGAUCAUCGGCUAAGUAUUUUUUUUAAUUCUAUUUAUGAUGCUGCAAAUCCGUUUGAAAGAAGCGAGAAGUAUUUAGAAAAGCUAGACAAACGUCUAGCUUUGAAUGUUAUCUUAUCUGUGACAGAAAUGUCGAUAUUUUUAAAUUCUAUGAGAACAGCUCAUGAAGCAAUUGAUGCAUUCGUAUUAGCUGGAGUUAUGAUUACAUCUCGUCAUAUGGAUCGAAAGAAGGCUGAUAUUGCAGAAUUACACGAUGAUUUGGUUGAUGGUUACCUUAAUAAGAAC